Molecule: messenger RNA, 2145 nt
Organism: Lithohypha guttulata
Lineage: Eukaryota; Fungi; Ascomycota; Eurotiomycetes; Chaetothyriales; Trichomeriaceae
Exons: 2
Coding region: 1-2145 (714 amino acids)
Biological process (GO): vacuolar transport; protein localization to membrane
Cellular component (GO): Golgi apparatus; membrane
Source: RefSeq, a predicted model, not a curated record
AUGGCGUUUAGUCUUCGAUCGCGCGUGUUUCACCAUGUAUGGCUAUGGAUAGUCUGUGUGCUCUUCACUGUAGACGCCUUUUACGUGCCAGGAUACUCGAUACAGAGCUAUAAAAAAGACGAUAAUAUCCCUCUGCUUGUGAACAAGAUAUAUUCCGACAACACUCAGUUGCAGUACGCGUACUUCGAGCUCCCAUUCGUUUGCCCAGCCACUGGUAAACGACACCACGAUUCGAAAUGGACCAGCGGGCACAGUCUUUCUCUAAAUUUGGGCGAGGUUCUUCGUGGAGACAGAAUCAAGAACUCGGAUUUUGAGGUGAACAUGGGUCAAGAUGUGGAUUGUGCAUAUCUUUGCAGCAAGGUCGUUGAUGGACAUGACAUCAAAUGGGCUCAACAAUUGAUCGAGGACGGAUAUAUUACAGAAUGGAUCUUAGACAACCUUCCUGGAGCCACGUCUUUCGUCACCGUGGACAGAAAGCGUAAAUACUAUGCUGCUGGCUUCAAACUGGGCUACAAAGAUUAUGACAUGGUUACAGGAAAACCAGCUUACUACCUGUACAACCACUUUACUAUGGUUAUACGCUGGAGGAAAGCACCUGGUUCUGCUGGUGAGAAUGGUAAUAGAGUGGUCACAGGCUUUGAAGUCUACCCGAAAAGUGUUAACGGAGGCUCAAGAAACGAGACAGGAUGUUCAGACAACCUCGAUGAGAGACAGGAUCCCUUGCUUCUCAAUAUUCGACCCAACAACACCGAUCUCGCACAGCAGUAUCCAGACUCGUCAUAUGUACCGGAAGUCAAAGUCGACCUAAACCAAAUCUCAACGAAGAUCCCUUACACCUACUCGGUCUAUUUCAGAGAAGAACACGAGAUAGAAUGGGCGAACAGAUGGGACCUCUACUUUAGUGACCAGACUGAAAGCACCUCAACACAUUGGCUGGCUAUUGUCAAUUCCAUCAUCAUUUCGACCAUCCUCGGUGCAGUCUGCAUAAUCAUUUGGGUACGUACAACGAGUGGAGACACGAGAGUGCGAGGCGAUGGACUUCUCGAGGACGCCAGGUUCGCCAUAAGAAAACGAGUCGAUAACAAAAGCAGCGGCCUACUGGAAAAAGAGGGAGCGGUAUCUGCAGAGGACGAAGUUCCAGACGACGAACUUGUGGAUGAUGUGACGAGCUGGAAGCUACUACAUGCUGAUGUCUUUCGGCCGCCACCUUUCGCCGGGCUGCUUGCGCCAAUUAUCGGUUCUGGCUCUCAACUUGUCUUCAUGAUAGCAAGUCUCCUUGCUCUAAGCUGUUUGGGCGUGGUCAAUCCCAGCUGGAGAGGAGGUUUCGUUACCAUUGGCAUCUUCACUUUCUUCUUCGCAGGUGGACUUUCAGGCUACCUUUCAGCUCGUAUCUACAGGACCUUUGGCGGUACUGACUACCGUGUCAACACCCUUACAACAGCCUUACUGUUUCCUGGCCUUCUAUUCUCUCUGAUGUUCUUUCUCAACCUCUUCACGUGGGCACAAUCAUCAAGCACGGCAAUACCUUUCACGACCCUACUGGCUCUGGCCUUUCUGUUGAUGAUCGUUCAAUUACCAUUAGUAUACGUCGGCAGUUACUACGGCUUUUAUCGCACUGCACCUUAUUCCCAUCCGACUCGAACCUCUUCAACACCACGUCAUAUACCCAAGGAACCCCUAAAUGCUGCCUGGUAUACUCGCAACCACCUCCUGCUAUCCAUCCUCUCUGGAUUGGUCCCCUUUGCGGUUCUCUUCAUCGAAUUAAUGUUCGUCUUCAAAUCACUUUACCUCGACAAGUCGUCGUACUACUAUGUUUUUGGCUUUUUGUCGAUAAUCACGUUACUACUUGCCAUUACUAUUGGAGAAACUGUCAUAAUAACACUAUAUAUCCAGCUUUGUGCAGAGAACUACCACUGGUGGUGGACCUCCUUUCUCACUGGUGGUAGUUCUGCAUUUUGGAUCUUCGUCUAUCUGAACUGGUACUAUUGGACGACAUUGCACAUUGGUGGUCUUAUCAGCAGUUUGUUGUUCUUCAGCUAUGGGUUGUUGGCGUGCUUGGUGUAUGGACUUGCGACUGGCACUAUUGGCUUCCUUUGUGGUUACGCCUUUAUGAGGAAGAUCUACAGUGGUGUAAAAGUGGACUGA